Messenger RNA from Peromyscus leucopus (white-footed mouse), 3747 nucleotides. RefSeq names its product calcium voltage-gated channel auxiliary subunit beta 1 (gene Cacnb1). Gene Ontology annotation, biological process: calcium ion transmembrane transport; neuromuscular junction development; chemical synaptic transmission. The coding region runs from base 498 to 2360 and encodes 620 amino acids. The transcript has 14 exons. The record is from RefSeq and is a predicted model, not a curated record. Lineage: Eukaryota; Metazoa; Chordata; Mammalia; Rodentia; Cricetidae. Gene Ontology annotation, cellular component: voltage-gated calcium channel complex. Gene Ontology annotation, molecular function: protein binding; high voltage-gated calcium channel activity.
CCUGGUAGGGCGGAGGUGAGAGUGGGAAGCAGAAUCUCCUCCCAGGCACCAGGCCACAGGUUGGAUGUUUACUUUCCAGACACGGUUCUGUGCCUCCUCCCUCUUUUCCUUCACCAGAAAUGUGGCUUUGGGUCCUCAAGAGCUGAGUGCUGUACCCUUCCUACUCUGGAAAGCAGGAAGCACCAGAGUUGGGCUCAGGGGAGAAACCGAUCCUGGCCCUGGGUUGCCAGCCCUCCUCUCUCUGGGGGCACAGCAUACUCUGCCCCCUCAGCUCCAGAUGCAGGGGAGGGGACAUCCCCCUCUCUUCCUCCGCCCGCCCGCCCCCCAGCACUGCAGGCAGCCUCUCCCUUCCCCCGGGGCUGCUGCAGCCUGCCCAGCAUCUUAAUUAGCUCUGCUGCCUAAUGAACCUCCCAUUCCUCCGUCCCUCUGCUUCCCAGCCUUCGGCUUGAUUUGGGGAUCCCUGUGUGUGCAUCCCAGGCUCUCUGGCACGGUUCCUCAUGGUGGCUGUUGUCUGGGGCAAAUACAGCAAGAGGAAAGGGCGAUUCAAACGAUCAGAUGGGAGCACAUCCUCGGAUACGACAUCCAACAGCUUUGUCCGCCAGGGCUCGGCCGAGUCCUACACCAGCCGCCCUUCGGACUCUGAUGUGUCUCUGGAGGAGGACCGGGAAGCAUUAAGGAAGGAGGCAGAGCGCCAGGCCUUGGCCCAGCUCGAGAAAGCCAAGACCAAACCAGUGGCUUUUGCUGUUCGGACAAAUGUUGGCUACAACCCAUCUCCCGGGGACGAGGUGCCUGUGCAGGGAGUGGCCAUCACCUUUGAGCCCAAAGACUUCCUUCACAUCAAGGAGAAGUACAACAAUGACUGGUGGAUUGGGCGGCUGGUGAAGGAAGGCUGCGAGGUCGGCUUCAUCCCCAGCCCCGUCAAACUGGAUAGCCUUCGCCUGCUGCAGGAACAGACCCUGCGCCAGAACCGCCUCAGCUCCAGCAAGUCCGGGGACAACUCCAGUUCCAGUCUGGGAGACGUGGUGACUGGCACCCGCCGCCCCACGCCCCCUGCCAGUGGUAACGAAAUGACUAACUUAGCCUUUGAGCUAGACCCCCUAGAGUUAGAGGAUGAGGAGGCAGAGCUGGGGGAGCAGAGCGGCUCCGCCAAGACUAGUGUGAGCAGCGUCACCACGCCGCCACCCCACGGCAAGCGCAUCCCCUUCUUUAAGAAGACAGAGCAUGUGCCCCCCUACGACGUGGUGCCUUCCAUGAGACCCAUCAUCCUGGUGGGACCGUCGCUCAAGGGCUAUGAGGUAACAGACAUGAUGCAGAAAGCAUUGUUUGACUUCCUGAAGCAUCGCUUUGAUGGCAGGAUUUCCAUCACUCGGGUCACGGCCGACAUUUCUCUGGCCAAGCGCUCAGUCCUCAACAACCCCAGCAAACACAUUAUCAUCGAGCGCUCCAACACACGCUCCAGCCUGGCUGAGGUACAGAGCGAGAUUGAGCGGAUCUUCGAGCUGGCCCGGACCUUGCAGCUGGUCGCCCUGGACGCUGACACCAUCAACCAUCCAGCCCAGCUCUCUAAAACUUCGCUGGCCCCCAUCAUUGUUUACAUCAAGAUCACAUCUCCCAAGGUACUGCAGAGGCUCAUCAAAUCUCGAGGGAAGUCUCAAUCCAAACACCUCAAUGUCCAAAUAGCAGCCUCGGAGAAACUGGCACAGUGUCCCCCCGAAAUGUUUGACAUAAUCCUGGACGAGAACCAAUUGGAAGAUGCCUGCGAGCACCUGGCCGAGUACUUGGAAGCCUACUGGAAGGCCACACACCCGCCCAGCAGCACGCCACCCAAUCCGCUGCUGAACCGCACCAUGGCUUCCGCAGCUCUGGCUGCCAGCCCUGCCCCCGUCUCCAACCUCCAGGGACCCUACCUUGCUUCCGGGGACCAGCCGCUGGACCGGGCCGCUGGGGAGCAUGCCAGCGUGCACGAGUACCCCGGGGAGCUGGGCCAGCCCCGGGGCCCUUACCCCAGCAACCACCCACCUGGCCGGGCAGGCACCCUGCGGGCACUGUCCCGCCAAGACACAUUUGAUGCUGACACCCCCGGCAGCCGAAACUCUGCCUACACGGAGCCGGGAGACUCGUGUGUGGACAUGGAGACAGACCCCUCAGAGGGCCCAGGGCCUGGAGACCCUGCAGGGGGAGGCACACCACCAGCCCGGCAGGGUUCCUGGGAAGACGAAGAAGACUAUGAGGAGGAGAUGACCGACAACCGGAACCGGGGCCGGAAUAAGGCCCGCUACUGUGCGGAGGGUGGUGGGCCGGUUCUGGGGCGCAAUAAGAAUGAGCUGGAGGGCUGGGGACAAGGCGUCUACAUCCGCUGAGAGGCAGGGGCAGCGUCGGGAGAGGAAAGGCUCUGAGCCCGGGGAGGGGAGAGAAGAGGGGCGCACCACCCGAGAUGUGUCUUGCCUCUAGGGGGCGCUGUGUCCCUCACUUUCAGAUGCCUUUGCUCAAAGACGGGGGUUUCUUUGGUGGUUAUCAUCCCAACUCCUGGGAGGCCCUAAAUCCCCAGCUCUAGGUUCUUCCCUAACUGCUGUGGGUGGAUGGGGGAAUACCUACUUUCUGAAGUGCCCCCCUUUCCCCAUCUUAGGGGGGCUCUCUCCCUCCCAGAGAAAAGGUGCACUUCCUCAACUCUUUCUACUCGGGGCUGAACGGGAAGGUCCUAAUAGGGGCGGGGGUGGGGCUUCUUUUACCAACAUAGAGGUAUUUGGGAAAGGUUGGGUGCUUUUCCUGAAGAGAGAGGCCGCUGAAUCUUCCCCAAACCCCAGACCCAGGGUCCCCCACCAUGUCCAUCUCAUAACCUUGUUUCCUAGCAGCAUUCUCUGGUGGGUGGAAGCCACAGCUUGGAACCCCGUGUGGAGCUGGCCCUGGGGAGUAGGGCCGGGUGGAAGCUGACAGACAUCAGUUGUGCCCUCUCUAUGGCCAUGGCAAGAGCCCAGGGCCGAGAACCUUGAGGAGUGAGCAAAUCAAGAUGCUGCCCUGCCCCGCCCCCGUACCCUCGCCCUUGCCUCCCCCAGGAAUGAGCUUUGUCCACAGCCUUCCCUGCCUGCCGCCAUCGAUGAGAGGGGCUCUCUGCAUCUGAGCCCCACAUCUCCGUGCCACCUGGGUGUGGAGACCAUGACUAUUUUGGUCCACCUCAUUCUAAACCAAAAAAAAAAACUGCUCCUUCGCCGUCACCCUGAGGCCCCAGGGGAGAGGCUCUGUGGGUUGGUGCCCAAGAGGUGACCAUCAUCCAGGGGCUGCCUGAGAACCUUGGGUCUCCCCUAGGGGUCUUGGUUGCUGCUGCUUCUCUGUAUCUGCCUCUUGUGGUCCUGUCCUUUCCCAGUGUCCACUUUCCCCAAGAGAGGCCUUGGUAGCCCCUCUCCCUUGGGGCAUCCUUAGCCUCAGCAUCCCUAUAGUCCAGCAGCCCUGCCCCUCCCCAGCAUCACAGCUGGUCCAGAGAGAGCCGAUUGUGCCAACGAGGACUGGGCCCUGCCCAGCUGCCCGCCUCAGGGAUGGGCACCUCACGCCUGUCUCGCCCGCCACCUGUGCCAAUGUCCCACCCCCCACCUGGGGGCGGGGUGCAGCUUCCACUUACCGGUUAGAAGAUACCACUGCCCGACCUUUCGCUCCCUGUCUUGUCCCGUGCCCACCUGUCUGUCUAUUUGUCUGUACUCCUCUAGGAGAGAUAUUUUGCCACAUAUAAAACCGCAGCCCCGUCCUUUGCGGCCA